Drosophila melanogaster (fruit fly) is the source of this 4765-nucleotide messenger RNA. It is a transcript of the gene Srpk79D, whose product is annotated as Serine-arginine protein kinase at 79D. Gene Ontology annotation, cellular component: axon; perikaryon; presynaptic active zone. Gene Ontology annotation, molecular function: nucleotide binding; protein serine/threonine kinase activity; kinase activity. The record is from RefSeq and is marked reviewed. The transcript is spliced from 8 exons. NCBI's taxonomy places the organism in Eukaryota, Metazoa, Arthropoda, Insecta, Diptera, Drosophilidae. The coding region runs from base 678 to 3530 and encodes 950 amino acids.
UUUUUAUUUAGUUAUUUACGAAGCCACUAAAUUACGAUCCUGUAAAGUAGAAGGUAUCUGUUGGCCAAAGACUGCGACCUAACUGCUUUGUAAGGAAGUGUUCUCGCAGUGUAUCACUCUAAGGAAAACUAUCGGCGGGCAUGGGUUCUAGGUGAUCCACACACCUCACCCCCUGCCGGACUGUGAGCGGGCGAAGACUAAACUUAGUUGUGACAAAAAAAAAAAAAGAAACAAAAAAGCAGAACAGAAAUACUCGCGAGUUGGAAACGGCUGCGCCUUGGCCGCUCAGGAAGAGGCGGCAAAAACAAAAGCGAAAAGCCAUUCCGACAUUCUCGCGGACGCAACUGAACGAAUCGGACGAGCGAGGAAAGAUACUCGCGCAGAUACAGAUACAGAUACUUUUCAUAUUUCAGAUUUUCCGCCGUGCGAUAUAUUUUAUUUAUUUACCCCGCUCGGGCCACUGUUAUGUAAGGAGAGUGUGUGCAGCGUGGUGUUUGUGUUCGACCAAACUCGUUCGGCGGUGUCCGUGAUGCAAGUGGGGGUCUACGAAAGUCAAGGUCGCCACCCCCUACACGCACGCCCACAGCCAUCCCCUGUUACUGCGCCCAGUUGCCAUGAAUUCGCGAAGGUCUAAUCGGAAAUCCAAUUGUCGAAUCGAGCAGUGAAUCGAAUCAGAAAUGGAUGACUUUGGCUCGACCGCAUCCGACUUGGAAGAGGCCACCUGCCCCAUGCAGGCCAAUGCCACGUUCAGCAUCGAUUGGCGAGUGACCCUGCUGGACCACUGGUUGGAUCUCUAUCUUGGCUACAUGAACCGCCUACACAUGCUGCUAUCACUAGCCGGCAGGCUGCAUCUUCUAAGCCGGCACAUCCUGGGUACUCUCGGCCAGGAUCCGAUUUUUAUGGGUGUGCUGCAGGGCAGCCUGUUAAUGCUCUUCCUCUUCCUGAUGCACCUGCUGCGGCUGUGGAGCUGUGGAUACGCAGUUGAGCGGCCGCUGAACCCCACUCCGGACGUGGCAAAAGAGCUGAGCUGCGACUUCAACUUCGUCUCCGAGCAAGAGAAGCGAGCUGCCCAAGAAGCCGCGACGGAGGCUCUGCUAGAGGUUGAGGAGAAGAAGCGCCGCAAGCGGUUUACAAAGAAGCGCAACUGCGUGUCCGCCGGGCCGAUCCUUAUUGCCUUGCGCCAUCAGUCUAAGCGACCAAAGCACCAUCGUCACGCUGCUCUACCCUUUGAGCCCGUUACCCCCGGGGAAAUAAUCCUGGAUACCUACUUGCCGCCGCGGGAACUGCCGCUCACGAUAAGACUGCCUCAGUUGGCGGAGCCGGUCAAGGAAGAGGAAGUCGAAUAUAUCGAGCUUAAAUCGGAGCCCCGGGGGACCCUCAGUACGACCGACGAAAUUUACCCGGAUUCGUCCGACAGCAGUCUUUACGUUUCAGACGAGGAGCAGGAAGACGCCUCUCAGUAUUGCCGCGGUGGAUACCAUCCAGUAGUCAUCGGAGACAUAUUUGACAACCGGUUUCGAGUGGUCAGAAAACUGGGCUGGGGCCAUUUUUCCACUGUCUGGCUAUGCCGGGAUCUCAAAGAUGAGAAGUACGUGGCCCUCAAGGUUGUUAAGAGUGCUCCGCAUUACAUAGAGACGGCAGCGGACGAGAUCCGGCUCCUGGAAGCUAUCCGUGACGCAGACCCCAUGGACGUUAAGCGGGAGAGGAUCGUGCGGCUGAUGAACCACUUCACUGUGCGCGGUGUGAAUGGAAUGCACACCUGCCUGGUUUUCGAGGCCCUGGGCUGCAGCUUGUAUAAGCUGAUAGUGAAGAACAACUACCAGGGUCUGGCCAUCGCUCAGGUGCGUAACAUAAUCCGCCAGGUUUUGGAGGGACUGGACUACCUGCACAGCAAGUGUAGCAUCAUACACACGGACAUUAAGCCGGAGAACAUCCUGCUGGUGAUCGAUAAUGCCGCCGCGAUGAACCAGCAGAUCGACGAUGAGAUCAACAGUCUGCGCGUGAAGGGUGUCGACUUCCCCGACUCGUACAUCAGCUCCAUCGAGAAGCAGACCAAGUCGCGGGCCAAGUGGCCACUGAUCGAGCCAAAUGGAUCGACCAACACCAACACUAACACUAGCAAUAGCACGGCGACCAAUUCCAAUUCGUCGACUCCGCUGGCCGCCGUGAUCAUGUCCACGCUGGACAAGGAGGACACCACGACAACCACCUCGUCCACGCUCAAUUCCAACACCACAUCAUCGCUGGCCUCCAAGUACUCCAGUCUGUUGGGGGACAGCGAGUGCAACGGAGGCCUCGGCGGAUCAGCGAACAUAAACAACCGCUACCGAACGGAGAAGAAAAUCACUGCCAAGUCUUCUGGGGAUUGCGACGAAGAUGCCGAGUCCGACACGCUGGGCGAGCAGAGCACCUUGGCGAGCACCAUGGAUUCGCCCACCGAUCUCGAUCCCGAACCCGAACUCGAUUCCAAGCCCAACACCGUACCCGAGCCAAGUGAAGGACCGAUCCCAGAGCCCACCCCGAACUCCACCAAUAGCUCCUGCCCCUCCCACAACACAGCCACGAUAGCUAAGUCCAAGAUCAACUCGAAUAUUCUGAGCACGUGCACGUCCUUGACAUCGACCAACGAAUACUGUUUCACCAACACGAACACCACAACAGCCUCCACACCAAGUGCCCCUCCAAGUGCCACUCCUUCCUCCGCCCCUGCCUUAGCCUCUGCCACGCCCCCCAGCACGUGCACGCCCUCGUUCACGCAAAUAGCUCCUUCUGCAACAGCUCCGGCUACCAGUACAACCUGUACAACAUCAGCCGAGUUCUAUGAUGGCGAUCAUAAAACAACAAGCACAUCAACAACAACAACAUCCAAUGCGAUAUCCUCCGCAACAACAACAACCGCGACAACGACAACAGCAAUCGCUAAACUAAAUGUCCAUGCUAAUGCCAUUCCUUCGCAGAACCAGAGUCAGAGUAGCCAGAACAACACCUACACGAUCCAGUCGCUCAUUGACAACAGCAACGUUCGGGUAAAGAUCGCCGACUUGGGGAACGCCUGCUACGACUACCAUCACUUUACUGAGGACAUUCAGACUCGCCAGUAUCGAUCAAUCGAGGUUCUUUUGGGAGCGCCGUACAAUUAUACCGCCGACAUCUGGAGCACAGCCUGUUUGGCCUUCGAGCUGGCCACCGGCGACUACCUGUUCGACCCUCACGCCGGAGAGUCUUACAGUCGGGACGAGGACCACUUGGCGCAUAUUGUGGAGCUGCUGGGCUCCAUACCGCAGUCGGUGAUCUUCCGCGGUAAGCACGGGCUGAAGUACUUCACCAGCUAUGGUAGCCUGAGGAACAUCACCAAGCUGAAGCCCUGGAGUCUAAUGAACGUGCUGGUGGAGAAGUACGACUGGGACCCGGUGGAGGCCAAGAAGUUCUCCGACUUUCUGCUGCCCAUGCUUGAGUACAAUCCGGUUAUACGGGCGUCGGCAGCGGAGUGCCUGCAGCAUCCGUGGUUGGAGCAGGAGGAGUUCGUCUAAGAGGCUCAUGGAGUGACUAGACAGCCAGAGAGACACAGGCAUAGGCACAGUAAAAUAUUGCAUACAUAACAUACGUAUUUCGUACUCGUAUUGUAUUUCUAGGCUUAACUUUUAUAUGCAAACAAUUUGCCAUAAAGAGGAGGUAGCAGGAAAAUGGGAUGAGGAGCUAGCAUUAAAGGACUCGAUCGAAGCACACACAUUUUACACUUACGAAAUGCGGACGAUGUGGGGGCGUUCCGCGUCGAAUUUUUUAAGCUUUUUAAUUUUUGUACUUGAGAGCUUUAAAAUGUAAUUACUAAAGAAGCGAUUUUACUUUUAACGACAAAAGCAAACGAGAGAAGUAGCGCAAAUGUUUUUCAAGUUUUAUUUCGACGACGUGCAUAUAAGUAUAUACAUACAUAUACACAUAUAUUUUUUAUUAACUGAGAAACAAAAACAAAAGACAAUGACGACAAUUUUUAGUCAACAGAUGCCUAAACUGACUGACUGAAAAGGAAUACAUUUUCAUGCGAAACCAAGUAAAACCAAAUCAGUGAGAAAUGCUAAAUAGAUUGUACGAACUAGCAAAAUAUUCAGCAUCACAUAAAUAACAAUACCUUCUAUAAUAUUAAUAAGCAAGUAUGUGUAUAAUUAACGAAACCCCAUUGUAGAUAUCGAGAAUGUUCACAAAUACAGAUGUAAACUCAAAUAUUGACAGCUUUUUAGCAGAGUGUAGUGAUUUUGGUACAUUUAACCGAACCCAUUUGUAGAUGUUUAGGCCUAUGUUGAUUACGAGCAGAUUUGAAAAGAUGCCCUACUUACCCGAUUUCGGUUUGCAAAACUUAUCAUUUAACCAUCCGUGAAAAAGAACCUAUCCCAGAUCAUGUAAUUCAAAAAGAAUUAAAAACAAUAAUAAAUCAUUGCAUAAAAGUCUUUGUAUCGGAAUUGAAAACUCAAAAUCGAAAUUUAAAUACUACCAAUGAUAACUACUGAGAAAUCAUAUUACAAAAUAACGAAAACAUAUUUUACUACUUGCCUACAAGUAUUUGUACACAAGCCUACAAAGUAACAUUGAACGUGACCAAAUAAUUUAAUAUUGCGGAAGAUUUUUCCCCCAAACUCAUAUUUAAUAUACACACACGUGUGCGCAUGUGUCCAAAUGAAAUUUAACAGAAAUUGAAGCGGAGGAGCUGCACGUUCGCGGGAGUGGACACAUAUUUCAAUAAGCCGAAAUAAAGAAUAUACAUACCGAUCCG